AUGAAACAGGCGGUGGAUCUGGGUCUGAGGAAGAAAGGAUUCAAGGACGGUGAUGAAGGAGAACGAGGACAUGUCUCAGGUUCGGGUAAAGCAGAGUGUGUUCGUGCGGUCGAUGUCCUGACGGUGCUCAGAGAGAAAGUGGCCUUCGUGUCAGGUGGGCGGGACAAACGAGGCGGACCAAUCCUGACCUUCCCCGCCAGGACCAAUCAUGAUCGAAUAAAACAGGAGGACCUCAGCCGGCUGGUCACAUACCUGUCGACCAUACCCAGUGAGGACGUGCGAGCUCGUGGCUUCACCGUGGUGGUGGACAUGCGCGGCAGUAAGUGGGACAGCGUGAAGCCGGUGCUGCGGACGCUGCAGGAGUCGUUUUCCUCCAGCAUCCACACGGCGCUGCUCAUCAAACCGGACACCUUCUGGCAGAAACACAAGACCAACCUGGGCAGCGCCAAGCUCAGCUUCGAGACCAGCCUGGUGUCGGUGGAGGGUCUGUCCCGGCUCGUCGACCCCUCCCAGCUGACCUCUGACCUGGGCGGCUCGUUGGAGUACGACCACGUGGAGUGGACCGAGCUGCGUCUGGGUCUGGAGGAGUUCUCGGGGGCCGCCACGCAGCUGCUGGCCCAGCUGGAGCAGCUGGAGGUCGGGCUCAACCGCAUCCCCGAGCCCCAGGACGUCGACGAGGCCAGAAAACUCCUGGAGGAACACGGUCGUCUCCGUAACACCAUCGCCACGGCGCCGGUUGACGCCCUCGACCGAGAGGGGCGCAGUUUGCUCCAGCGUAUGCGCGGCGGCGGCGGUGGUAGCCACGGCAGCUGGCUGUCGGGCGGGGCAGACUUCCAGAGCGUGGCGCCCAAAGUCUCGUCUCUGCUGGACCGACUGCAGGCGGCUCGCAGCCACCUGCUGCAGAGCUGGAGCGACAGGAAGCUGCACCUGGACCAGGCGCUGCAGCUGCACCUGUUUGAACAGGACGCCACCAAGAUGUCAGAGUGGAUCGCCCACAGUAAAGAGCUGUUCACGCAGAGUCUGGCGGAGGUCGGCCAGAACCACCAGCACGCCCUCGACCUCCAGACACAACACCAGCACUUCACCGCCAACUGCAUGAACGGCAGUGUGAACGUGGAUAGUGUGGUUACCGUGGCGGCGAGGCUGGCAGAGGCCGGUCACUACGGGGCGGAGCGGAUCGCCAUGGUGUCGUCACGGUUACAGGAAGACUGGAAGUCCCUGACGACAGCUCUGGAGGAACGCAGCAACACGCUUGCCAUGGCAACUGGCUUCCACCAGGGGGCAGAACAGUUUCUGCUCAAGGUGGAGGGUUGGGUUCAGGUGUGCUCUGAAGGGUCGUUGCCGUCGGCAACAGCAGAGCUGGAAGCUGCAAUAAAGAAACACCAGGAACUGAAUGAGGAGAUCUCUGCUAACUACACACAGGUCAGUGAGAGUGGUAAAGCCUUAUUGGACGUCCUCCAGCGUUGCCCAGCAACCGACUCUGAUGACUCAGCGACCAAACCAGACUUCACCACCGCCACACAUGGCAUCAUGGGAGUUCUGCACCAGGUGAUGCAGGGUCAACAUGAGGUGGAGGGGGCGUGGCAGCACCGUAAGCUCCGCCUCCACCAACGCCUGCAGCUGUGCGUCUUUCAACAAGAUGUUAGACAGGUGUUGGACUGGGUGGAGCAGCAUGGUGAGGUGUUCCUGAACAAACACAGCGGCGUGGGGAAGUCUCUGCACCGAGCGCGAGCUCUGCAGAAACGCCACGACGACUUCCAGCAGGUCGCACAGAACACUUACACUAAUGCAGAGAAGCUUCUGGAAGCAGCGGAUCAGCUGGCUCAAUCCGGAGAGUGUGAGGAGGAGGAGAUCUACCAGGCAGCCAGAGACCUGGAGCUUCGCAUGCAGGCGUUUAUCCAGCGAGUGGAACAGAGGAAGCUGCUGCUGGAUCUUGCUGUUUCUUUCUACACACACACCAAGGAGCUCUCAGUGUGGAUGGAGGGCCUCCAGAAGCAGCUCUCCUCAGAUCUCUGUGUUUGUCCCGACACUGUGGAGGCUCUGCAGACUCUCAUCAGCCAGCAGCAACAGCAGCAGGCCAACACACAGGAGGCUGCGAUGAGUGUCAUCCGGGAAGGAGAAGACCUCAUCCUGCAACUCAGGUACACACGGAGAGCGCCCCAGGGCAGCUCGGUGGCCCAUGUGGAGUCGGUGCUGCAGCAGCUGGAGGAGUCUCAUGUUCAGCUGGAGGAACUUUUCCACCAGAGGAAGAUCCGCCUGGAUGUUUACCUGCAGCUCCGCAUACUGCAGCAGUGCACGCUGGAGGUCACGGGGGAAAUGGACGCCUGGAAGCAGGACCUCCAGAAACAGUCCCAGGACUUCUCCACCGAGAAGCUAGCGCUAGCACAGCAACGCAUCCACAGGCACAUGGAGCGAAGGCUGGCUAUGAACAACAUGAUCUAUGAGGUCAUACAGCAAGGUCAUGACCUUCAGCAGUACAUCAACGAGGUCCAAGCAUCAGGUAUUGAGCUGUCAGAGGCAGAUGGGGGUCUGUCCUCUCAGGUGGAGGAGCUGCAGCGCCUCCUGCAGGACAAACAGAAGGAACUGCAGCAGAUUGCAGAUCACACACACACACACCUGGAGCAGAACCUGCAGCUGAGACACCUGCAGAGCCAGGUCAAACAGGUGCUGGGCUGGAUCUCAGAGGGCGAGGUCAUGUUGGCGUCCUGCAUGUUGAACUCAAGCUGUUUAUCUGAGGCAGAGCAACUGCAGAGGGAGCACGAGCGCCUCCAGCAGGCCAUAGAGGCGCUCCUCCAUGCUGACUCCCUGCAGAGGACUCAUCAGGUGGCGCUGGCUCUGCAGCAGAGAGCAGAGCUGCUGGUCAGGUCAGGUCACUAUGAUCCGGACGCAGUGAGGUCUUGCGCCCAGACGGUGGCGCUCCACUGGCAGACGCUGAUGCUGAGGAUCGAGGACCGACUCAAACUGGUCAACGCCUCUGCUGCCUUCUACAGGACGUCCCAGCAGGUGUGUGGGGUCCUGGAGAGUCUGGAGCAGGAGUACCGCAGGGAGGAGGACUGGUGUGGCGGAGGAGACAGACAGCCGGAGCAGCUCCUGCCGCUCAUCAACAAACACAUGGAGCAGAAGGAGGCGUUUCUAAAGGCCUGCACUCUGGCCAGACGAAACGCAGAGGUUUUCCUCAAGUACAUCCAUCGCAACAGCGUCACCAUGGCGAACAUCUCAGGCCACAGCGUCACCGUCUCCGGGGUAACCGAGGUCACCGGGCACUCCAGGGUCCCGGAGCAACAAGUCAAAGGUAUCCUCAGCGAGCUGCUCCAGAGAGAAAACAGAGUUCUUCAUUUCUGGACGUUGAAGAAGCGUCGACUGGAUCAGUGUCAGCAGUACCUGAUGUUCCAGAGCCACGCCCAGCAGGCUAUGGAUUGGCUGCAGCAGUCAGGUGACCACUACCUGGCCACGCACACAUCACCGGGGGCAAAUAUGGCCGAGACUCAAGAGCUGUUGAACCAACACAGGGAGUUCUGUGUUUCUGCCAAGCAUACACAAGAGAAGGUUCACCUGCUGAUCCAGCUGGCUGAGAGCAUGCUGGCUAAAGGCCACGCCCACCGCACCGAGCUUCGCCGUUGCGUUUCCACCGUGGAUAAACGUUACCGCGACUUCACCGUCAGGAUGGGACAGUACCGCCACCUGCUGGAGACGGCGCUGGGAGGAUGCUCGCAGGACAACAAGGACCUGGAGCUGGAGCUGAUCCCCAACAGUCUGUCUGACUCCGACCCUGAGGUCAACCUGUCCGACCCCAGCCACCAGGUCAGCGACGAGAAGAGACGCUCCGCCCGCAAGAAAGAGUACAUCAUGGCUGAGCUGCUUCAAACAGAGAGAGUCUACGUCAGAGAUCUGCAGGAGUGUAUCGAGACGUACCUGUGGGAGAUGACGAGCGGCUCAGAGGACGUCCCUCCUGGUCUCACCAACAAGGACGACAUCGUGUUCGGGAACAUCCAGGACAUCUACGAGUUCCACAACAGUAUUUUCCUGAAGGAGCUGGAAAACUACGAACAGCUUCCUGAAGACGUCGGACACUGUUUUGUUACCUGGGCCGAUAAGUUUCACAUGUAUGUGACCUACUGCAGAAAUAAACCAGACUCCAGUUUACUGAUCCAACAACACGGCGUGGGAUUCUUUGAGGAAGUCCAGAGGAGACACGGUCUAGCCAACUCCAUCUCCUCAGCUCUCAUCAAACCGGUUCAGAGGAUCACCAAAUACCAGCUGCUGCUCAAGGAGUUGUUGGCUUGCUGUGAAGAGGGCAAAGGUGAGAUUAAAGAAGGCCUGGAUGUGAUGCUGAGCGUCCCAAAGAGAGCGAAUGAUGCUAUGCACGUUAGCAUGUUGGAAGGUCUGGAGGAGGGUCUGGAGGUCCAGGGCGAGCUCCUCCUCCAGGACUCCUUCCUGGUUUGGGAGCCAAAGUCUCUGAUCAGGAAGGGACGGGACAGACACCUCUUCCUGUUCGAGCUGUCACUCAUCUUCAGCAAGGAGAUCAAAGACUCGUCCGGACGAACCAAAUACCUCUACAAGAGCAGACUGAGGACCUCAGAGCUCGGCGUGACAGAGCACAUCGAGGGGGAUCCCUGUAAGUUUGCUCUGUGGGUCGGACGAACGCCGACGUCCGACAACAAGACGGUGCUGAAGGCCUCGUCGUUGGAGCUGAAGCAGGAGUGGGUCCGCAGUAUUCGUCAGGUGAUCCAGGAGAGGCGGGGUCACCUGCGGGGAGCACUGAGGGAGCCCAUCCCCCUCCCCAAGACACCCAACCCCACCCUGGGUCGACAGCGCAGCAUCACCCGCAGGGAGACCAGCGAGGAUGCAGACAGUCUGGGUGAUGCCAGCAGUCAACCCGACACCGUCUCCAUCGCCUCCAGAACAUCGCAAAACACCGCAGACAGCGACAAGCUGUCAGGAGGCUGCGAGUUAGUGGUGGUGUUGUUGGAUUUCUCCUCUGGGGGACCAGGAGAGCUCAGCGUUCGCUGUGGUCAGACCGUGGAACUGGUGGAGCGCUCAGCCGAAAGACCCGGGUGGUGUCUGGUCAGAACGACAGAUCAAACGCCCCAACAGGAGGGUUUACUGCCGAUGAGCGCCCUCUGUCUGUCACACUCCCACAGUGCAGCCGACAUGGAGGGGCUCAUCCCGGCAUCCACCUCCUCCAGCACCUCGUCUACCUGCACCACCACUUCUUCCUCCUGCAACUCCUCCACCACCACCACCUCCUCCAACGCCUCCAACUCCUCCUCUACCAUGUGCGCUGGGAAGGACUCCAGUCUCUACGGCUCUGAAGCUUCGGGGCUUCACACUCAGACGACCAGUGCCACCUCCCCCACAGUGUAUGGGUUAGGCGGAGCUCCAGGGGGCGCCGUCGGCUCUCCGGGGCCCAAGCGCAGCGGCUCUGGAACCGGAAACACCCUGAAGCGUUGGUUGACGAGUCCUGUUCGGAGGCUGAGUCAAGGUAAAGCUGACGGACAGAAGAAACCGCCAAUCAGAACCAGGAGGCGGGACAACAGGCCGGAGCUGACCACACCCCUCACCGGCAAUGCUCAGACGAAGGCGAGGAAGGAGGAGGGCGGGCAGAGUGGAGGGGAGGAGGAGCCAGAGGAAGAAAGCCACACCCCUCUACCACCUCCCAUGCAGAUCAUCAAAGACCCCAACAACCCCGAGGCUUUGGACUCAGAUCAGGGCUCCAACGAAUCAGACACCGAACACAGGAGCAAAGCACUGAGAGGACGCAUGUUUGUGGUUAACGAGAUGGUCCAAUCAGAGAAGGACUAUGUGAAGGACCUGGGUGUGAUCGUAGAGGGCUUCAUGUCCAGGCUGGAGGUCAGAGGGAUUCCCGAGGACAUGAGAGGGAAAGACAAAAUCGUCUUCGGCAACAUCCAGCAGAUCUACGACUGGCACCGCGAUUUCUUCCUGGUGGAGUUGGAGCGUUGUGUUCAGAAUCACGACCUGCUGGCCGACCUCUUCAUCCGACACGAGCGUCGUCUCCACAUGUACGUGGUUUACUGUCAGAACAAGCCGAGGUCAGAGUUCAUCGUCAUCGAGUACGAGAACUUCUUCGAGGAAAUCCAGCAUGAGAUCAGCUGCAGGAUGUCGAUCAGUGAUUAUCUGAUCAAACCCAUCCAGAGAAUCACCAAGUACCAGCUGCUGCUCAAGGAUUUUCUCAAGUAUACGUCCAAAGCAGGACUGGACUGUGAGGAGAUCGAGAAAGCAGUGGAGCUGAUGUCAUUGGUUCCAAAGCGCUGCAACGACAUGAUGAACCUGGGACGGUUGCAGGGAUACGAGGGGAAGUUGACGUCUCAGGGGAAGCUGCUGCAGCAGGAGACCUUCUGUGUGUGGGAGCAGGACGGAGGAGUUUUGUCUCGCAGUAAAGAGCGCAGAGUUUUCCUGUUCGAGCAGAUCAUCAUCUUCAGCGAACUGCUGCGUAAAGGCUCCAACAACCCUGGAUACCAGUUCAAGAACAGCAUCAAGGUGAGUUACCUGGCGAUGCAGGACAGCGUGGACGGUGAUCCCUGUAAGUUCGUGUUGUGGUCUCGCGGUUCGGCGGAGCGCUUCACGUUGCAGGCGUCCUCCGCCAGCAUCAAGAUGACCUGGGUGGAGACCAUCGCCGCCCUGCUGGACGCCCAGAACAACUUCCUGUCUGCUCUCCAGUCUCCCAUUGAGUACCAGAGGAAGGAGGGCGGGAUCUCCGUGACCCGCCCACUGUCGUCAGGGCGACCACCGUCUACCCCGCCUACGCCCAACGGGCACGCACCUCAGCCUCAACCUGACAGCGAGCAGGACGACCAGGUUUGAAUUUCCGUACCUCCUUCCUGUGUUUGAUUUUCAAACCUGGUUAUGGUGCUGCAGGACUUCGUGGCGGUGCGGGAGGAUGAGAUCUCCGUGUUUCGGGGCGAGAAGGUUCAGAUUCUGGCGUGCAACCAGCAGGGUCAGAGUCUGGUUUAUCGGCCGGCCAACAGCGACUCGCCGGCCGCCGAGGGCUGGGUGCCACGCAGCGUGCUCAACACACACUGACACACACACACACAAAAACACACACACUGACAGCAGGGUCAGAGUCUGGUUUACUGUUAAUACAAACGUACACACACUUAAAAUACUGCAAGCCAACGGAGCCAAAGGCAUGUUUGGAAACUCUCUCAUGAUGGUAAUGUUUGCUCUGCAAGGGGUGGAGCCUCAAGAUGGUGAUGUCACCUCUACAUAUGACUACACUGAUCACGUUCUUCUAAUCUUUCCUGUGGCAUCACAACCUUUCAUUUGACCUGGCGACACUGAAAACGAGUUUCCAGGCAGUAACUCCACACAGUCAAACAGGGAGUCGUUGCUUUUUUAAGUCCUUAUAAAAUAUAUGAGUAAGUAAGUAUAUCUGUCAAACUGAGGGUCAACAGGCUAAAACCAAAGGAAAUUUAAUUUGCAAUGAUAGAAAACAGACAAAAGCAACUUUUGAGAACAUGUUUGGACAUUUGACUGCUUUUUGUUUUGUCUGACUAACAGUCUAAAACCCAGAGUUUCCUGUGACCCUUCAGACUGAUCUUGUGACCCCUUGGUGGGUCCCCGACCCUUAUGUUGGGAACGAGACAGACAGAUGUCUCCAUCUUCAGGCUCCACCUUUACAACUGUGACGCUGCAUGUUUCCUGACACACUUUAGGCCCUGAUUGUUUGCCAGUGCUAAAACAUAAAUU
Messenger RNA from Seriola dumerili (greater amberjack), 7710 nucleotides. RefSeq names its product kalirin-like. The transcript is spliced from 59 exons. Gene Ontology annotation, molecular function: guanyl-nucleotide exchange factor activity; protein binding. Gene Ontology annotation, cellular component: cytoplasm. The record is from RefSeq and is a predicted model, not a curated record. NCBI's taxonomy places the organism in Eukaryota, Metazoa, Chordata, Actinopteri, Carangiformes, Carangidae.